This is a messenger RNA of Spodoptera frugiperda (fall armyworm), 948 nucleotides long. Its product is annotated as protein takeout. The transcript is spliced from 5 exons. Lineage: Eukaryota; Metazoa; Arthropoda; Insecta; Lepidoptera; Noctuidae. Bases 93 to 827 code for a protein of 244 amino acids. The record is from RefSeq and is a predicted model, not a curated record.
GAUAAAUAUAAUAGGCCUUGAGUCAGCAGGACUACUGAAUUCACAUCAGUACUGAUCUCGACUUCAAUAGUGGUUCACGACUUUUGGCCGCGAUGUUUAAAAUAAAAUUUUUGUUUUCUUUAGUUUUACUUGUAGCUGUUUUAGAUUAUAGUUCAGCUAAAGUCGCACCUGAUUACAUCAAAAUAUGUCCCGGUCUAAAGUCAGAUUGUUUGAAGAAAACUGUUCAAGAAACUUUACCACUAUUCGUAAAGGGUAUACCUGAACUGGGCGUCGAACCAAUUGAUCCAUUGAGGACAGAAGAAAUUAUUAUGGUCCUGCCUGGAGGAUUCAAAGUGGAAUUCCGCAAUGGAACUUCUACUGGACUGAGAAAGUGCACCAUUGAUUCUGUAGAAUACCAAAACGCUGAAGCCAAUAUGAAAAUGCACUGUGAUUUAAGUGUUAAAGGAAAGUACAAGGCCAGUGGAAGAAUACUGAUUGUAUCGAUCAACGGCAAUGGUGAUGCGAAAAUUAAGAUCAAAAAUGUUGCAUUGGAAGCCAAGAUUAAGUUCCAUGACGUUACUCGAGAUGGAGUGGUAUACCAUGAAGUAAAGAACCUGAUCAUUAACCAGAACUUCGGAGACAAGGUCACGUUCGGUCUCACUAAUUUGUUCGAAGGAAACCCACAACUGAGUGAAGCUGUGCUACAGUUUUUGAACCAGAACUGGAGACAAGUAUCCGAGGAGUUUGGCAAACCUCUUGUCGACAAAGUUGUCGAUAUAGUAACCGGAAUUGUGAAGAAAUUCUUCGAAAAAGUACCGAAAGAAGAACUGUUCAUCGAGUCAGAGUGAUAUUUUAUUACGGACUAUAAAAACAGAAUUUGGUUGUGAAAUGAUUAAAAAAAUAAAUAAAUGUUAUAAAAAAAAUAAUAAAUAGAAAAACUUAAUAAAAAAGUAAAAAAUCAAUUGAAAA